CUCCCCAUGUGAGGCCUUCGCUCUGCAGAAGAGGCCACUGGGGCUCAGGCUGUGAAAGCCAGCCAUGCGUGGCAGGGCAGGGACCAGAGCCCAGGCUUCAGACCUGCUUGAGCUGCCCGUGCUGGGCAUGGCGCGGGCAGAGGCCGGAGGUGCCUGACCCUUCUCAGUGCCGCCAGCUCAGCCCCCUUGCCUGCGCCCACCUGUCUUAGCUUCCUCCUCCAGAACCUCGGGCGUUUCCUCCCUCACAGAACUGUUGAGAGCACUUGAUCAGCUGAAACCAGCAAAGGGAUGUGAUUGGUACCUGCCACACCUGUAGACACUCGUAAGCCUUCUUCUUAUCUUCCUUCCUCUCACCGUCCCGCCCCUCUGCGCGGCCCUCUUCCAGAUCCAGCCCCAACCUCAGACCGUGGAGCAUGGCUUCCCCAACCAGCCCAGCGCCCUGGCCUUCGACCCUGAGCUUCGCAUCAUGGCCAUCGGCACCCGGUCUGGGGCUGUCAAGAUCUACGGUGCCCCCGGCGUGGAGUUCACGGGCCUGCAUCGAGACGCGGCCACCGUCACCCAGAUGCACUUCCUGCCUGGCCAGGGCCGCCUCCUGACCUUGCUGGACGACAGCAGCCUCCAUCUUUGGGAGGUCGUCCACCACAACGGCUGCGCCCACCUGGAGGAAGCCCUCCACCACCAGCCACCCAGUCGCCCGGGCUUUGAUGGUGCCAGUGGCCUGCCCAGCCUCGCCCGCAUCACCGUGGUCCUGCUGGUGGCUGCCGGUGACCUGGCGGCCCUGGGCACUGAGGGCGGAAGCGUCUUCUUCCUGGAUGUUCCCACCCUGACGCUGCUCGAGGGGCAGACCCUUGGCCCCGACGAGGUUCUGCGGAGCGUGCCCGAGGACUACCGGUGCGGCAAGGCCCUGGGGCCCGUGGAGGCGCUGCAGGGACGCCUGCUGGACCCCGCCCGGAUCCUCGUCGGCUACAGCCGAGGCUUGCUGGUCAUCUGGAACCGGGCCGCGCGGUGUGCCGAGCGCGUCUUCCUGGGCACCCAGCAGCUGGAGAGCGUGUGCUGGGAACGCAGCGGCCGCACGCUGGUCAGCUCGCACAGCGAUGGCAGCUACGCCGUCUGGGCCACGGACGCCGGCGACUCCCCGAUGACACAGCCCACCGUGGCCACCACGCCCUACGGCCCCUUCCCCUGCAAAGCCAUCAGCAAGAUCCUGUGGCGAAACUGUGCGUCUGGCGAGCACUUCGUCGUCUUCAGCGGCGGCAUGCCCCGCGCCAGCUAUGGCGACCGCCACUGUGUGAGUGUGCUCCAGGCCGAGACCCUGGUGACGCUGGACUUCACCUCCCGCGUCAUCGACUUCUUCACGGUGCACAGCACACGGCCCGAGGACGAGUUCGACGAGCCCCAGGCCCUGGCCGUGCUGCUCGAAGAGGAGCUGGUGGUGCUGGACCUGCAGACGCCCGGCUGGCCGGCCGUGCCCGCUCCGUACCUGGCCCCGCUGCACUCGUCCGCCAUCACCUGCUCGGCCCACGUCGCCAGCGUCCCCGCCAAGCUGUGGGCUCGCAUCGUGAGCGCUGGCGAGCAGCAGCACCCCACGGCGGCCUCCAGUGCCUCGAGCUGGCCUAUCACCGGGGGCCGGAACCUGGCUCAGGAGCCGUCCCAGCGAGGGCUGCUGCUGACUGGGCACGAGGAUGGCACCGUGCGGUUCUGGGACGCCUCGGGCGUGGCCCUGCGGCCACUCUACAAGCUGAGCACGGCCGGCCUCUUUCAGACGGACUGCGAGCACGCCGACAGCCUGGCCCAGGCCGCCGAGGACGACUGGCCACCCUUCCGCAAGGUGGGCUGCUUCGACCCCUACAGCGACGAUCCACGGCUCGGCGUGCAGAAGGUGGCGCUCUGCAAGUACACCGCCCAGAUGGUGGUUGCCGGCACCGCGGGCCAGGUGCUGGUGCUGGAGUUAAGUGAUGAGCCGUCGGAGCAGGCGGUGGGCGUGGCCAGCGUGGACCUCCUCCAGGACCGUGAGGGCUUCACGUGGAAGGGCCACGAGCGGCUGAGCCCACGCACAGGGCCGCUGCCCUGGCCGGCCGGCUUCCAGCCCCGCGCGCUGGUCCAGUGCCUGCCGCCGGCUGCCGUCACUGCCGUCACACUGCACGCCGAGUGGGGCCUCGUGGCCUUCGGCACCAGCCACGGCUUCGGUCUCUUUGACUACCUGCGCAGGAGCCCCGUGCUGGCCAGGUGCACCUUGCACCCCAACGACUCCCUGGCCAUGGAGGGGCCGCUGUCUCGCGUGAAGUCGCUCAAGAAGUCGCUGCGCCAGUCCUUCCGGCGCAUCCGCAAAAGCCGCGUCUCGGGCAAGAAGCGCUUGACCACCGCGGGCAGCAAGUUGCAGGAGGCCAAUGCGCAGCUGGCGGAGCAGGCCGGCCCCCACGACGUGGAGGUGACGCCCGUGCAGCGCCGCAUUGAGCCCCGCUCGGCCGACGACUCCCUCUCGGGCGUCGUGCGUUGCCUCUACUUCGCCGACACCUUCCUUCGUGACGCGGCCCACCACGGCCCCACCAUGUGGGCGGGCACCAACUCGGGCUCCGUAUUUGCCUACGCGCUGGAGGUGCCGGCGGCAGCGGCGAACAGCGACAGGCGGCCCGAGCGGGCAGUGGAGGCCGUGCUGGGCAAGGAGGUACAGCUGAUGCACCGCGCACCCGUGGUGGCCGUGGCCGUGCUGGAUGGACGCGGCCGCCCGCUGCCGGAGCCCUACGAGGCCUCAAGGGACCUGGCACAGGCGCCCGACAUGCAGGGCGGCCACGCUGUGCUUAUCGCAUCCGAGGAGCAGUUCAAGGUGUUUACGCUGCCCAAAGUGAGCGCCAAGACCAAGUUCAAGCUGACGGCCCACGAGGGCUGCCGAGUGCGCAAGGUGGCCCUGGCCACUUUUGCCAGCGUGGCCUGCGAGGACUACGCCGAGACCUGCCUGGCCUGCCUCACCAACCUGGGCGACGUGCACGUGUUCUCGGUGCCCGGCCUGCGGCCCCAGGUGCACUACGCCUGCAUCCGCAAGGAGGACAUCAGCGGCAUCGCCUCCUGCGUCUUCACGCGACACGGCCAGGGGUUCUACCUGAUUUCCCCGUCGGAGUUUGAGCGCUUCUCCCUGAGCGCCCGGAACAUCACGGAGCCGCUCUGCUCUCUGGACACCAGUUGGCCGCGUGAUGCCAUGCGUGCCGGCUACAGGCUCCGAGAGUCACCCAAGCUGAGCCAGGCUAACGGGACCCCCGGCGUCGUCCUGGGCCCACAGAGCCGUGGCGGAAGCCCCGAUGCCACGCGCGCCGAGGGAGCUGACACCCCGGAGCCGCCUGAGGCCACGCUCUCACCCACGUCCGCCGACUCGGCCACCAGUGCCGACACGACGCUGGACACGACGGGGGACGUGACGGUGGAGGACGUGAAGGACUUCCUGGGCUCUUCAGAGGAGUCCGAGAACCUGCGGAACCUGUCAGAAGAGGACGAGGCCCGAGGCUGCCCCGUCCUCAUCGCAUGAGGCGCUCAGGACUGCCAGGCCUGCCCUGUUCGCAGCUGGGACCCAGAACCCCGGCCCUUCACGUGGACCUGCACCUGCUAAUCUCAGGCUCCAGCGGGACCUGCCCAGCCUGGCCCCAGAGGCCACCCGGGAGGUCAGGUGCCACAGGGGAGGGCAGCUGGGGUUCACAGCCUGUCACCUCCCAGGCGACAACACCGUCCUUUUCCUCACCUUUUGCAAAGAGUAUUUUUCUAACGCCUGUGCCAGGCACCACAGUCAUUUCUACAACUAUUUUGGUACGUGCUCCUUCCUGGGCCA
Molecule: messenger RNA, 3814 nt
Organism: Kogia breviceps (pygmy sperm whale)
Lineage: Eukaryota; Metazoa; Chordata; Mammalia; Artiodactyla; Physeteridae
Source: RefSeq, a predicted model, not a curated record